Molecule: messenger RNA, 1191 nt
Organism: Plasmodium coatneyi
Lineage: Eukaryota; Apicomplexa; Aconoidasida; Haemosporida; Plasmodiidae
Exons: 1
Coding region: 1-1191 (396 amino acids)
Biological process (GO): retrograde vesicle-mediated transport, Golgi to endoplasmic reticulum
Cellular component (GO): SNARE complex; endoplasmic reticulum
Source: RefSeq, a predicted model, not a curated record
AUGGAUCGCUCAGACGAGUUCCUGUGCUUAUGCAGGAAGCGCGACAAAGGCGUGUCCCUCACGCGCAGGGAAAUAAAGUGUAAGGACGAGUUUCUUAUCCAGAGCAGCAAAAUAUACACAAACCUGCUAGCCAACUGUGACUACAUAGAUAACAACACGCUGAAGCAGUACAGCCUCACAGUCCCUCGAAGCAUACACGUGAAGGAGAAAAAGACGAGGGUCAAAAGUAAAGGCAAUUUACUCUACGCUGUCAACAAAAUAUCGGAAGACAUUAACCUUUUAAAACCGAAAACAGAGACGGAAAUACAGAAGCACGUGCUGUGUUGCCUAAAUAGCCUCCUCGGUAUUUUCAUUGACAUUAUUAAUAAGUAUGAACACAACUUAAGUAGCUACCACUUGAAGUUGAAUCGGUACACGAACUUUUGCUUCUACGACGUGAAGGGCAUCAAGUGCAACUUUGAUUACCUGAACAGAUUGAACCGUUACAUAUACGGCACCAAUUCGUGUGACAGCCAUUUUAGAAAACCUGACACGCUUUUGGGCCCACCGCAUGGAGGAGGCACCUCCCACCAAGAGGCGCACACAAAUUAUCACCGCUUCGGUACCUCCAUCAAGAGCAACAACACUGGGGAGUACCAAAAUGGAGAAAAUAAACUUGGUCACCACGAAGAAAGGGAGAAAUGUGAAAAUUACCUUUUGGACGAAGGGGAAAAGCAGCAAAUCAUUGGGAAGGAGGGCCUCGUGAAAAACGCAACUGUGAGAAAGCGAAGGGAAAAGAGAGUCAAAUUCGAUACGUACAACUAUAUUGAAGAGGAAGAGGCGGAAAGGGGAAAGGGGGAAUUCCUCCCCCCCCAGAGCAGUAGUCAUAAUUACACCCUAAGCACCAACCAACAGUUGGAGUUCAAAAAGUACGUGGACCUCUUCGAAAAGGAAGAAAACACCUACAUCAUGGAAACGAAAAGCAAAAUAGCCAAAAUAAGCAAAUUAAUGAACAUAUUUGUUACAAAGAUAUAUGAACAAAAUGAGAACCUGAGCAUGAUAGAGCACGUGAUGGAGGAGAGCAUAGAGAACGUGGCCCAAGGGAAUACCUACCUCAGUAAAAUUCAAAACAAGAAAAGCAUGAACUCGCUCAUCUUCUUCGUCCUGGUCUGCACCUCCCUGUUUUUGCUCAUCUUCGAUUUGUUCCGAUAG